CGCGAGCGUAGGGAUUCCGCGCCUUUUCUCUCCGCGCUUCGCCCACUAAAUAAAGUCUCGCUUUUCUUUACGACAAGCUUUCCACCGUAUCCAUUUUUUCGACGUUCUUUCGUACCUUACUAUUGGUGUUACUUUGGAUGGAAAGAGAGAGAGAAAUAAAGAGAAGUUUAUCGAUCUCUCCGAGGAAGAAAGGUGUUCGCCGUUCGUUCGAGAUACGUCCAACGAAAAGCUCAGAAAGAAGCUGACAUUCGAAUGACAUCAAUUUUCGACGAAGAAAAAGAAGAAGGAUAUUCCAUUCUGUGCGUGUGCGUGUACGUGUGUAUGUGUGUGUGUGCGUGUGUGUGUGUAUGUGUAUAUGAGAAAGAGAGAGAGAGAGAGAGAGAGAGAGAGAGAGAGAGAGAGAGAGAGAUAGAACUGUAAGUUUUCGCUCGUCUAUACAACAUACACAUGUACAUACGUAUAUCACUUUGAGUGAAUAUGGCCCACUUUCAAAACGAUCACAUGUCGUCUUAAGUUGACUGCAAGAAUGCAACGUAUAAAGGAGUCAUUGCGAUAAUUCAAUUAUCGUGCGAUUUUAAAAUAUAAUACUUUUCGUACAUCGAAUAGAAAUUGUUCGUAAUUGCGUGUAUACAAGUGUGUUCUAUUCGCUUCUAUUUCAAUUUAAAUACCGAAGAAGGUUCAACAACUUCCUCGUGUCUAUGAACGGUGAAAAAACAAGACGAGGAACGUGGUAACACGUCCACGCGGGUAAAUAAGUCGUAACAUAUAUAUAAGGUUUACACCGUGUGUCAACGUAUCUGUGUACUACUAUCUCUCUCUCUCUUCCACUCACUGCUUCUCCAUUAUCAUCUCUCUUUCUCUCUCUCUCUCUCUCUCUCUCUUUGUCUAUCUACUCUCUCAUUCUCUCGUUCAGCAAGCGCUUCGCGGGAUCGAUGGCGGUCGAGCGAGAACUCACCGUCGUUUUCCACCUCACGAUUCGUGACCGAGUUAUGAAGAGUGAAGAAUAAAAGAAUCAAAUAUCUUCGAAAAAAGAAAGAAAAAGAGAAAGAGAGAGAGAGACAGAGAUUUUCCCUCUGUCUCUCUCCAAUGAGAGAGAAAGAGAGAGAGAGAGAGAGAAAGAGAGAGAGACAAUAGAAAUUUCUUCGUUGUAACGAUUGCACGUCUGGCUUAUAGUGCGAGAUUAGAAAAUUAUACAUAUAUAUAUAUAUAUAUAUAUAUCGUCGAACAUUAAAGACAAGAAAUUUGUUUCUAGUGCGUGUCUUUUAUUUCUCCUAUUCGAUAAAAGAGAAAAGGAAAAGACAUUGAGAUUUUCGACACGCCUUUAGAACUCAUACUUGAAGGUUUCGCGCGCGAUUUUUGAGUAACGUGUAACAUGUGAUAUAACAAAGUAUCUAUCUAUAUAUACACACGCACAUAUAUAUAUAUAUACAUAUACACACAUACAUAUAUAUAUAUAUAUAUACAUAUGCAUACACAUUCAUGCAUCGUGUUACUGGCAGUGUUCUCUUGGAAUACGAGGAGAUCGACGAAGAUAUCGACUAAGAAGGAGAAAUUAUAACGCUGUGACUUCUACGAACGUGGACCAUUUCGAGUCAUGAGAGUCCUAAACGAGUGUCGACGGAUGACCGCCACGGUGGUGCAGUUGCAUCGACGUAAAAGUGCAGUGUGACGACGACGACGACGACGACGACGACGACGACGACGACGACGACGACGACGACGACGACGACGACGACGACGACGACGACGACGACGACGACGACGACGGCGACGACGACGACUGUGAUGAUACGAUUCGUGGAAGAAAUUGUGUAAACGGAGCAACGAGUAGUGUGUGUUUUAUUGUUAUUAUUAAACGAUUGAGAUACUUGAUAAGUUCGCGUGUAUCUACGUUUAAGUCUCUACGAACUAGGAAAAGGGAGAUUUCGAGGAGGUGCGAAGAGAGUGAAAAACGGGAAAAGAACAAAAAAUGUGGAUAAGCAGUAACACGAUGGAGCUUCUUUCGAGUGGUAGGACAUGGCCCAGAACGAUGUUCAACCUACUCUGUUUCGUUCUUUUCUUUGUCGGUGCAGUAUCGGCCGGUGGAACGUUGGAGAAACUCCACGAAGAACACGUACGAGAAUUCAGCUGUGGUAUGCUCUACUACAGGACACUCUAUCUGGAUAGUAAAAGGGAUGCUCUUUACGUUGGCGCGAUGGACAAAAUCUUCAGAUUGAAUCUAAGCAAUAUCAGCCACUCGAAUUGCGAGAGGGAUGCUCUAAAUCUGGAACCAAGUAAUGUCGCUAAUUGUGUUUCAAAGGGUAAAUCCGAGCAUUUCGACUGUCGUAACCACAUAAGAGUGAUACAACCGAUGGGAGAUGGCAAUCGACUCUACAUGUGCGGCACAAACGCACACUCUCCAAAGGAUUGGGUGAUUUAUAGCAAUCUAACGCAUUUACCACGACACGAGUUCGUUCCCGGCGUUGGGAUGGGUAUAGCAAAGUGUCCUUACGAUCCUGCUGAUAAUUCGACGGCAGUGUGGGUAGAAAAGGGCAAUCCUGGUGAUUUGCCGGCCCUUUAUUCCGGCACAAACGCCGAAUUUACGAAAGCCGACACAGUCAUCUUUCGUACGGAUCUUUAUAAUUUGACGACCGGCCGAAAAGCUUUUAGCUUCAAGAGGACCCUCAAGUAUGACUCCAAAUGGCUCGAUAAACCAAACUUCGUUGGAUCGUACGACAUUGGUAGUUACGUGUUCUUCUUUUUCCGUGAGACCGCGGUUGAGUACAUAAAUUGCGGUAAAAGCGUGUACUCUCGCGUGGCCAGGGUUUGCAAAAGAGACACCGGCGGCAAAAAGAUACUGUCUCAGAAUUGGGUGACGUAUCUGAAAGCCAGACUGAAUUGCUCGAUACCCGGCGAAUUUCCCUUCUACUUCAACGAAAUACAGAGCAUUUACAAAGUACCAGGCGACGACACACACUUUUAUGGAACUUUUACAACUUCGACAAACGGAUUGAUGGGUUCAGCAAUCUGUUCCUUCCACAUCGACUCGAUCCAAGAAGCUUUCCGUGGGAAAUUUAAAGAACAAGCAACGAGUAGCAGUGCAUGGUUGCCUGUACUAUCAAAUAAAGUACCAGAACCACGUCCGGGACAGUGUGUGAACGACACAGAAUCUUUACCGGAUACCGUCCUCAAUUUUAUAAGAUCUCAUCCAUUGAUGGACUCUGCGAUCUCGCACGAGAACGAGAAGCCGGUCUUUUACAAACGUGACGUCAUGCUCACACGACUCGUUGUCGAUAAACUUCGUAUCGACUUUGUCGGCAUUGAUUUGGAUUACACGGUCUACUACGCUGGAUCCAGUGAUGGCCGCGUUCAUAAGGUCGUCCAAUGGAUCGACAACAACGGCGAGUCUCAGUCGAUCCUCUUGGACGUGUUUGACGUCACGCCUGGAGAACCGAUUCAGGCGAUGGAAAUUUCUAAGGAGCACAAGGCACUCUACGUCGCAUCGGAUCAUCGAAUAAAGCAGAUCGAUCUUGUAAUGUGUACACGCCGAUACGACAACUGCUUGCGCUGCGUUCACGAUCCCUAUUGCGGUUGGGACAAAGAUAGCAAUACCUGCAAGCCAUACGAGCCAGGAUUACUCCAAGACGUAUCGAAUAGCACGGCAGACGUAUGCGAUAGUAGCGUGGGUAAACGAAAGCUCGUGGUGACGUGGGGUCAAUCGGUUCAUCUCGGUUGUUUCGUGAAAAUGCCAGAGGUUUUAGCAAAUCAGGAGGUCAGAUGGUAUCACUACAGUAAAGAAAAGGGCCGAUAUCAGAUAGCUUACAAAUACGGUGUCGGUGGUGACAAGUUCAUUGAAACUUCGGAAAAAGGAUUGGUUAUCGUUGGCGUGAACGAACAGGAUGCCGGCAGAUACGAUUGCUGGCUCGGUGGUGCACUUCUUUGCUCUUACAAUAUUACCGUGGACGCUCACAGAUGUUCAGCACCGGCUAAGUCUAAUGAUUAUCAAAAGAUUUAUUCGAAUUGGUGUCACGAAUUCGAAAAAUACAAAUCUGCGAUGAAGAGUUGGGAACGGAGACAAGCGCAAUGCGUUUCGUGCCAGAACGAUAGCAAUCAGAAUCUCCAUACGAACGAAGUAUAUGGCACUCCCUUGGUCUGAUAGAACCGUUCAUUGGAACACACAUCGAGCCAAGAUUACGAAUAUCAGAGCGCUCUGACGAUGACACGAGAGGGUCGCGUUGGUCCAGCGACGAACACGGGGACGAGAGGCAGUGGCAGCACCAACACCAACAACACCAGCAUCCGUAGUAUCGCUCUUAGCUUGCUACUGAUCCUCGGAAAUCUUCGAUUUCUCGAGUUCCUUAGUCCGAACGAGGAUACUCGGUUAUCGAACGAUUAAAAUCCGAAACGCAAUAAGAAGAGAAAAGGGAGGGAGAGUAAAGAGGGAGAAAGAGAGAGAGAGAGAGAGAGAGAGAGAGAAAGAGAGAGAAAAGAGAGGGAGAGUAAGAGAGAGAUAAUGAAUCUCUUUACUU
Molecule: messenger RNA, 4508 nt
Organism: Vespa crabro (European hornet)
Lineage: Eukaryota; Metazoa; Arthropoda; Insecta; Hymenoptera; Vespidae
Gene: Sema2a
Product: semaphorin-2A
Exons: 13
Coding region: 1970-4135 (721 amino acids)
Biological process (GO): negative chemotaxis; neural crest cell migration; negative regulation of axon extension involved in axon guidance
Molecular function (GO): chemorepellent activity; semaphorin receptor binding
Source: RefSeq, a predicted model, not a curated record